Messenger RNA from Macrosteles quadrilineatus (aster leafhopper), 2047 nucleotides. RefSeq names its product fatty acid-binding protein, muscle-like. The record is from RefSeq and is a predicted model, not a curated record. Gene Ontology annotation, molecular function: fatty acid binding. Gene Ontology annotation, cellular component: nucleus; cytosol. The coding region runs from base 195 to 599 and encodes 134 amino acids. The transcript has a single exon. Gene Ontology annotation, biological process: fatty acid transport. Lineage: Eukaryota; Metazoa; Arthropoda; Insecta; Hemiptera; Cicadellidae.
AGAGUGAGAGUAGCGUGGUCUUGGUCUCGACGUCGUCGUCAUAAACUAAAAACUAAAGCGUUGCAGAGAUUUUACCGUGUAGGUUUGGGUUUGGGCGUCAGGUCGUCACUCGUUUUGUGUGUUAGUGAACCGGCAAAUCGUUUUUACGAAGCAAGUGUCGUCAAGUCCUUAUUAAAUUCGGUAAAUCCUAAAAAAUGGAAGCUCUUGCGUCUGUAUUGAACAAGAAGUACAAGUUGGCAUCAAGUGAAAACUUUGAUGAAGUGAUGAAAGCACUUGGUGUCGGCUGGAUGACCCGCAAAGUAGGUGGAACCGUCAACCCAGUAAUUGAACUAACCGAAAAUGAUGGUACGUACACAUUGACAUCACAGUCUACAUUUAAAAACACUGCUACGGUAUUCAAGAUCGGCGAGGAGUUUGAGGAGGAAACUCCCGAUGGCCGCAAAGUAAAAUCGAUCAUCACUCAGGAGGGCAACAAACUCACCCACGUCCAGAAAGGGGAGAAAGAAACCACCAUCGUGAGAGAAUUCACUCCAGAAGAAGUUAAGAUGGUUAUCACUGUUGAUGACAUUGUCAGCACCCGAAUCUACAAGGCAGUGUAAGAAAUUUUUCAAAUGAUCUAGGCUAUAAAGCUAAAACAAGUUAAAGUUGCUUCCCUAACCUACAAUUUUUAAUUUUCACUGUAUUUAAAUAGCUUACCGGUACUUUUAAGUUUUACUGCCAGCUUUUAAUAAUAUUUACGUUUUGGAUUCCUCUCAUUCGAACUCAGGCCUAAGUUUCUAUUAGGCCUAGGCCUAGUUUAAUUUUAAAUGUUAUCGCAAUCGCAAGAUUCAUUCCAAGCAGAUCCAUGAUUUGGUUCAAUCCUGCUCCUAGUAUCUAAGGCAUUGUGUGAUAAAUCUUUAAUUGAUUGUGUUACCAAUUUGUUUGUGAGACUAGGAAUGACGUAACUUAUUCUUGCUUCCAAUUAGACCUAAGAUUGCACUUCAAGCUUCAAACUCAACCUAUUAGACAAUAAGUUUACAUUUUGAAUGAAUCUUUUGUACAAAUUUCCAGUAUUAACUUAUUGGUAGUAGGCCUAUUACCAGUUUUAUUUAUUCUAAGUAAGUUAACAUAAUUCAUGUAAUAAGUUUACAUUAUAUUCCAGCCUAUCUAUUUGACUGUUGAAGGCCUUAAGACAAGUUAUUAAGAAUGUAGCCUACAGGAAAUGAAUUGAUAAAGCCUAAUGUUUACUGUAUUACAAAAAAAAGACUCCUUUAGCUAAGGCCUUAGGCCUACUUAACUUAAUUUCUCAAAAUACCAGUAUUGUUUUAUUCCAGUAUUUUCCUCUAACUUAAUCCAGGCAUAAAUAGCCUAAGUUAAAUAACAUUUAAACUAGGCUUGUCCUUACAAUUAGUUAAGUACUUUCUGACCUAAAUAACUUUUAAGUUUGUCAAAGUUAACUUAUUCAGGUAAAUACAUCCCAGCCUCCUAUCUUUUGCUGAAGCAAGUUAAUGUAGGACAUACAAUAUUUACAAUUAGGUACCUACAUAAAGUUUCAAUGAUGUGCCAUAAACUAACUUAUGGUCUAAGUUAAAUUUUCAAUUGCAAAUAAAUUUUUGAUGAAAGUAACUUAAGUUGACUUAGGCCUAGAAUCACUAAGUAUUUGGUUUUACCUGCAAUUUUAAAUAAGUUAACUAAUUACACAAGUAUUUUUCCUUACCUAGCCUAGCUUAUAUUUUGCAAUCCAAUUUUUUAUCUUGAAAGAUUAAAUGCCAUCUAACAAUGUAGCCUACUAGUUGGUGGUGCAAUAUGCAUAAAUAUUUUAUUCGGCCCAUCUGUGAUUGUAUUUUUCAGAUAAGUAACUUACUGUAGCAACCAAUGUGAGUUUUUAGCUUGACUUAAAGAUAUAAAUUAAGGUUACUGUAUAAAUGUUUUAUAUUCUACAGUAGACCUAGACCUUAGCACAUCACAUUUUUUACAAAGCAUAGCCUAGCAUAAACUUAAGUCGUGUUUGUAUUGAUUGGUAAAUUUUGUAUUGAUUUUGUAUGCAUUAAAUGGUAAAUAAAACAAA